Elaeis guineensis (African oil palm) is the source of this 609-nucleotide messenger RNA. RefSeq lists its product as uncharacterized. The record is from RefSeq and is a predicted model, not a curated record. Gene Ontology annotation, cellular component: membrane; photosystem II. Gene Ontology annotation, biological process: photosynthesis. Lineage: Eukaryota; Viridiplantae; Streptophyta; Magnoliopsida; Arecales; Arecaceae.
UCUCUCCAUCGGCAGCACCGAAGCAUCAAACACCCAAUUCCUUCACCAUCCUUCCAUAACACAAAGGUAGCAAUCUCUUCCUGAUGGCAUCAAUUUCCGCCGCCACCGUGGCGAUACCGCAAACGUCGGCGGACCACCGGAAGCCACUUGUCGGCUCCAACGCCUUCUUCCACCCACUCAAGAGGCUCCCUGCCCGGGCUGCAGCUUCUAAGAUUAGAGCGAGCGUCCGGGCGUCAUCGGUGAAGGAAAAGGCAGUGGCCGGUCUGACAGCGGCGGUGGUGGCGGCAGCCACGGUGAUACCGGACGUGGCAGAGGCAGCCCAGCCAGGGGUCUCACCAUCACUCAAGAACUUCCUGCUCAGCAUUGUGGCUGGUGGAGUUGUGCUCGGCAUCCUCGUCGGAGCAGUCAUCGGCGUCGCUAACUUCGACCCUGUGAAACGGAGCUGAAAUAGAAAAACAGUGCUACGAAAAAUGAAUCAUAUUAUAAUUGUAUGCGAUAUCACCAGUUUCUUGUUUGUUCUUAACGCUGGUGAACAAGCCAUUGCGUUAUGAGCUUUACCGUUUGUAAUUUCGUGCCCUUGUAGAACAUUGGAAUGCUAACGUUUCUCAU